Chrysochloris asiatica (Cape golden mole) is the source of this 1458-nucleotide messenger RNA. RefSeq names its product tripartite motif containing 10 (gene TRIM10). The record is from RefSeq and is a predicted model, not a curated record. Gene Ontology annotation, molecular function: protein binding; zinc ion binding. The coding region runs from base 1 to 1458 and encodes 485 amino acids. The transcript is spliced from 8 exons. NCBI's taxonomy places the organism in Eukaryota, Metazoa, Chordata, Mammalia, Afrosoricida, Chrysochloridae.
AUGGCGGCUGCUGCCUGUGUGACCAGCCUGGCCGAUGAAGUCAACUGCCCCAUCUGCCAAGGCACCCUGAGGGAGCCGGUCACCAUCGACUGUGGCCACAACUUCUGCCGCAGCUGUCUUAUCCGCUACUGCGAGCUUCCAGGCCCAGAACCCGAGGAGCGCCUAACUUGUCCGCUUUGCAAGGAGCCCUUCCGUCCAGGGGACUUCCGGCCCAACUGGCAGCUGGCCAGCGUGGUGGACAACAUUGAGCGCCUCCAGCUGGUGUCCCUGGAGGGCCCAGUAGAAGAGAACGCCUGCCAGGAGCAUGGGGAGAAGGUCUAUUUCUUCUGUGAGGAUGACCACAUGCAGUUAUGCGUGGUGUGCCGACAGGCCCAGGAGCAUCGGGCCCACACUGUGCGCUUCCUGGAAGAUGCUGCAGAGCCCUACCGGGAACAAAUACAAAAGUGUCUUGAGUGUCUAAGGAAUGAGAGAAAGGAAAUUCAAGUGAUCCAGUCAAGAGAAAAUCAAAGGAUACAAGUCCUCCUGACUCAGGUGGCCACCAAGAGACAAAAGGUAGUUUCUGAGUUUGUGCAUCUAAGCCAGUUCCUGGAGGAACAACGGAGCAUCCUCAUAGACCACUUGGAUAGGCUUGAUGGGGACAUUUUAAAGCAGCGGGAAGAGUUUGAUCUUCUGGUCAAUGGAGAGAUCUGCCGCUUCAGUGCUCUGAUUGCCGAGCUAGAAGAGAAGAAUGAGAGGCCAGCAAGAGGACUCCUGACGGAUAUCAGAAGCACUCUAAUAAGAUGUGAAACCAGAAAGUGCCGGAAACUAGAGUCUGUGUCCCCUGAGUUGGGCCAGAGGAUUCGAGCCUUCCCCCAGCAGGCUUUCCCACUGCAGAGGGAGAUAAAGACAUUUUUGGAAAAACUCAGCUUUGAGUUGGACUAUGAUUCAGCUCACAUUUCUCUAGAUCCCCAGACUUCUCACCCCAAGCUCCUCUUGUCUGAGGACCACCGGCGGGCUCAGUUCUCCUACAAAUGGCAGAACUCACCAAACAACCCUCAACGUUUUGACCGGGCCACCUGUGUUCUGGCCCAUGAAAGUUUCACGGGGGGGAGACACACAUGGGUGGUGAGUGUAGACUUGACCCAUGGGGGCAGCUGUACCAUGGGUGUGGUAAGGGAAGAUGUGCAGGAAGAUGUGCAGCGGAAGGGGGAGCUGCGGCUGCGGCCAGAAGAGGGGGUGUGGGCAGUGAGGCUGGCAUGGGGCUUUGUCUCGGCUCUGGGCUCCUUCCCCACAAGGUUGACCCUGGAGGAGCAGCCCCGGCAGGUGCGAGUGUCUCUGGACUAUGAGGUAGGGUGGGUGACCUUUGUCAACGCUGUCACCCAUGAGCCAAUCUACACCUUCACAGCCUCCUUCACUGGGAAGGUCUUUCCUUUCUUUGGGCUCUGGGGCCGAGGAUCCAAUUUCUCCUUGAGCUCCUGA